Necator americanus (New World hookworm) is the source of this 5454-nucleotide messenger RNA. RefSeq lists its product as uncharacterized. The record is from RefSeq and is a predicted model, not a curated record. The transcript is spliced from 39 exons. Gene Ontology annotation, molecular function: nucleic acid binding; zinc ion binding; RNA uridylyltransferase activity. Bases 1 to 5454 code for a protein of 1817 amino acids. NCBI's taxonomy places the organism in Eukaryota, Metazoa, Nematoda, Chromadorea, Rhabditida, Ancylostomatidae.
AUGGAUCGUCAGCAGUAUAAGCGCAAGAAUAAUCACCAAAAACGACGCGAUUAUCCGAACAACAAUCAGAUGACAACGCGUUAUGCGGAACAUAUCACGCCGAUAGGUACUGCUCACAUACGGAUCUACGACAAUGUGGGUGCAGCUACGUAUGGUCGAACAUACAUACGGACAUAUCCACAAAUAUGCGCACAACCACCACAUUCAGAAUUAGACGAGAGUAACGAGUAUGCCAAACAAUACUCAUUCGAGAACUUCCCCGUUGACAUGGAUGGUACCGAAUCAGUUGUGUUUGGAAAGUACUCGGUGUCUCUGCUCGAACAAACUCGGUUCAGCGCAAUCUUUAUCCGCUUAAAAAGAACGAAUCUUCGGGAUGGUGUGUCGAUGUGUGCUAUGAUCUCGUCUAGGAGUUCUGAAUACGUUAUCAGAAGUGCUGUUCAAGAGUGCGCUAGUAAUCUGGAGCGCUGCGAGCAACUUGUUUGGCAAGGAGACCGUUAUCCCGUCAGUAACUGCUCAGUUGACUAUCUGAAAAAACACUACAUCGAAGUUAUGGACAAGGUUGAUGAGAGCUUUCCAAAUGCUGUGUACUGGUGUAGACUGUGCGACUAUCAUAUUUCAAGCAUACAACACGUGCGAAUUCAUUUCGAACAAAAUCAACAUUUUUCUGAUGAGCAGAGAAUGCAAGAAAGAAGCAAUCUUAUGCACACAAUACCACAACUGGGUUGCCAUCAGUUGGAAGCUAUCAAUUCAGCUAUCUUUAAUUUACUUCACGAGGAGUAUGGCAUUAGAGGUCCUGUUUGGGAACAACGAUUGGAAUUGAUGGCGGUUGUCGAAGAACUAUUGAAGCGAUGUGUAUUUGAGAAAAUGCAAGUGAAAGGUCAUAUCCGCGUUUACGGUUCUACUGUUGCAAAAACCGCAACUGAGGCUAGCGAUCUGAACAUCACUAUCGAUAUUCCGGAUGUCGACUGUAGUGAUGCUGUUGAAACAAUGAAGAAUGUGGCCAGGCUACUGGAUGACGCAACUAAGGAGAUGAGAACUCUAAAUGGCUCCGAUGUACAAUUCAUAGCAGAAACUCCUAUGUGUAUCCGUCUCACGAUAUCAAAUGUGCUUGUACGAAUCACAUGGAGACGUGAAGCUGGACUUAAACUUGGAAGCUUACUUGAUACAUAUGCUAAUUUCCGUCCGCAGUACCCGGAAUUAUGCAGAGUAGUCCGGAGAUGGGCUCAGAUCUGUGGAAUCUAUUCAGUCGAAAAGAGGCAGGGCGGUCUGACCAGUUAUGGAUUUGACCUAAUGGUGCUAUAUUUUCUACAACAGAAGAAAUUGUUGCCGUGUCUACAUGAGUUGCGUCCAAUGAUGGCAUACGACAAGAAGGUCUCACAUGUGAUUGAUGAUUACUACGACAGAAGAGACAUGUACGAAAACAAUCUAGUCACAGUAACAGAGAAAUUUGGAAAACUCGAGAAACCUUGGGAUCUGGCAGUGUUGUUUGUGGAAUUUCUGUGUUUCUAUGGCUCGCGUGUUCAUCAGAAUGAAGUUGUGCAGGUGAUCACCUCAAAUCUGAUCACUAGGGAUAAAACCCGUUGGAGUAGGAAAUUACUUCAGAUUGCUGAUCCGUUUAGAACAGAUAAUGUAGUCACAUUCACUAAGGCUUAUCAGUCAUACUUCUUUAACUGUUUUUUGAAGUCUUACCUGUAUUUUGCGAUUCCACAAACCCCCGAAGGUCCGCUGCUCGAUGUUGUAUUGUAUCAAAAGGUAAGGGAAAGCCCACGCAAGAAGAAAAGUAAAAGGAGAAGAACCGCAGCCACUACUGAAAAUGCUGUGAAGAAUGAGGUUAGACAAGAGAAUACUAUGGACGAAAAAAUGUCAUACUGUAGUGCCGAAGCUGUUGAUAUUGAUGAUGCCGAAUACGUUGCGGCGGCGGAUGCAAUAGCAGUAGAUGAGGAGAAGAAAACAGCGACCAAUAAUGAAAUUAUAGAGAACCUCAUGCCGGUGCCGAAGCUGUUGAGCUUAUCGAAUGUGGUACUGGAUGCGAGAGUUGGACAUGUGGAGACAGUGCAAGCGAACAAAGAGGAACAUUCUUUGAGUGUAGCUUUUGUUAAUGGACUUCAACUACAUGGUGACAGCACAAAGGAUAUUUUGGAUAAGGGUCUUCUCAUAGCGAAGACAGCUGCAAAUGAAAAAGAUGUAGUCCUUGGUUGCUCUUUGAUGGACCUUCCCGAUGAGUUUUGUGGAUCGUACAUACUUCCGACAGGACAAGUGUUUUUCGUCCCAGAGCGCAGCUCCUGUGGGUUUCUUAUUAAUAGCCGUUGGAUAACAAGAGUUGUAGAUGUUGUAAGGCUUAAGAAAGGUCUCUACGAAGUUACUGUGCGCAUCUCAGUCUGCCAAGAGAUUAAACUGCUGUACUGUUUACAACUAUCUGGAACCUAUCCGAUCAGAAGACUACACGAACGAGUGAAAGAGCUCGAAAAUGCGACAGACAUGUCUAUUAUUGUCAUUUUUGGAAGCGAAGGUACGUCCAGCAUGGCAGAGAUUCAACUGGCUGAAGAGUGCGAAGCGCUAGGUCUUGAUGUCUGGGCUGGCCUUUUCAAGGAAGAGGCACGUACCCUAGUAGCUACAAGAUGUUCUAAUGAAUUGUUUAACAUUGAAGAUCUAACCAUAGAAGAAAUUGAAGACGUUCCGCUUUUCAAGGAAUGUUUUAUAGUUCGAGCGGCAAUUUGCUUGUCGAAGAAGAGCGCAUCUGAGCCACCUAAUGAUAUUAAAAUACCUAGAGAGGAAGAUACAAAAGAAAGAGUGGCGAAAAUAUCUGAAAAAAUGCAAAACAGUAAACGAAAAAAGGAAGAAAAAAUCAAGAGAGCAGAGCGUAGACGUGAGGAAAAAGAGAGAGCAGCUCAAUUUCUUCAACGGCUCAUGGAGGAAGAAAAAGCUGCCUUGAAAGCUAUUUCUCCGGGAAUUAAAGAUGAUGAAGCUGCUGUUGCGGUAGAAAGUGUUAUCUCACAAGAAGCAGUGGUCAACUAUUUGGCGACGGUAGAUGAUAGUAAUCUGAAGGACCAGGAUUCAAAAGGUGUGGCUGAACGGAAAGCAAAGAGAAAACGCAACCGCAAAAAAACCGGCACAGGUAGGGCGGAAGAUGCAGCUCCUUGUGAUUCUGCUGAAGCUGAACCUCAGAAAAUAAGUUACGACUCAGUAUUGACACCUACUUACUGCCUUGAAAAAGUCCCUAUUCUUGAAGAGAAAGUCACCGUGGAUCUGAGCGAUAACGUGCUUACCUCUGAAGAUACGCUGAAUACAUCUCUAGUCCACGACAUCCCUAUGAAAGAUCUAAACCCUGAAAAUGUGGAAAUUGACGACGAUAUGGUGUACAGUCGUAGAACCAUGUGCAGAAUUAGGAAAUAUAAUCCAAUACGUAUACCAAGGGCGUCUUUCGGUCUACUGGAACGAUAUGGUCUUCAGUGUCGCGAUUUCAAGGAGCGUGAUAAUGAAGUGGACUCGAUACGAGAACUACGACGACAAGGCAUUAGAAAUGAACGUAAACGAUGUAAGCUGCGCGCUGAAAUCGGAGAUGCAAUAGAUCAAGAGGUGGAAAAAGUUGAGGGUGAAAUGAGGGAUCUCAAUCCCUUUGACGCACAAGUUGGAAUAACGGAUGAAUAUUGGCUCCAAUCGGUUCAAAAUGAAGAGGAUGACUUACCUGAUACCACCGUGGACUCAAUAGAAGAUGCAGCCGAUCUUCCUGAAAACGAGACUGCGAAUGAGCAAAAGAACAAAGAAGACCAACCGAAAUCGCUUAUUUGUUAUGAGGAUUUCUUCAUAAGGAUGAAAGAUUUUGAUCCGGACAGUUUUAGAACAAAAGUUGACGAACUCAACAAGGAUUCCUUCGUGUACUCAUUCGACAAUGCAGAAAAUUUCAAUAACGGCUAUAAACCUGAUAUGGUGUGUGCGUCAUGCGAGAGCUGUGAGCAUUGGUCGGACGCUUGUCCUUUGAUGACUAUCCCAAAGGCUGAAACAUUUUCUCACAAGAAGGAAAAGUUCGAGUGGAUAGAGCUGGAUCACGUCAUCCUCGGAACGUAUGAAAAGAACCGCGUGAAAGAUCACAGGAUUGAGAAACUCUUGAUGGUCGUCGGGCGAAUACGAUCAUAUUUGGAAAAAGAUUUGAGGCAACCUGUGCGACUGGAUGUUUUUGGCUCAUUAGUGAAUGGAUUGGGGGCGGGAAGCUCGGAUGUUGACAUUUGUUUCCGCUUCACCUCGGACGAGCAACCUCUGAAUGUGGAUGGGGUUGAGAUUGUUCGAGAAAUCUCCCAAUCCCUGCAGAAGAUGAAAGGAUUGGAGAGGGUGUACGCGAUAACCGGUGCGAAGGUUCCUAUUGUAAAGUUUUUAUGGCCGAAAUUUGGGUUUGAGGGAGAUAUAAGCUACUACAACGUUCUGGCGUUAUACAAUACACAAUUACUGAAAAGUUACUGUGAAUGGGAUCACCGAGUCGCUCCUAUUGGUGUAUGGGUGAAACGAUGGGCGAAGUCAUGCGAUAUUGGCGAUGCAUCGCGUGGCUCGCUGUCAUCGUACGCGAUGAUCAUUCUUUUGAUCCACUACCUCCAAAACUGUGAACCGCCUGUAUUACCGCGUUUACAAGAGGAUUUUCGUAAUGGUGAAGUGAACCCAAUUUGGGUUGAAAACCAUGAUGUAUAUUAUCACAAAGAGGUGGUUCAACAGUGGUCUCAGAAUCAGUUGUCCGUUGCCGAGCUGUUCAUCGGAUUUUUAGACUACUACGCACGUUUCGACUUUCAGACGCAGGUGGUUCAAAUUCGCCGAAAGAAGCCAUUACUGAAAAUGGAAAAAGAUUGGAAUCGGUCAGUGUGCAUAGAAGAUCCGUUUGAUCUCAAUCAUAAUCUGGGAGCUGGAGUAACUAAGAAAAUGUUUGUCUUUAUUGUGCGUAAUAUCCACAAUUCUCGCAAGCACUUUACUUUGUCGGAUAUUCGUCGAGAAUUCCUUGAAAAGAAGGAAAUAUCAACGGAUAAGCAGAUGCUACCAAGUCUGAUUGAGGAGUUUGGGACCACUCUCUUGAAAAAAUGUGAAAUGGGUUCGGCACCUUCGGACCGGCAGUGCCGAAUAUGUCACAGGGUGGGACAUUUCGCAGAAUCCUGCCCAAAGCUUGGCGAUGAGGAGAGAGGAUCUCAAGUUGUAGCAAAGGAUGAGUUAGUGGAGAAUGAUUUUAGGAGCCAACACUGUUUGAGAACACCGCGUAAAGAGCCUUGGCCUAAAAAGGCUCCGAACGGGAAUGGGCAAGAAACUCCUCGUGGUAACCAAUCGUCCGGUCGGUCUUUCUUUCAAGGAGGAAGGUCCUUUCAUCGUAAAGUGGAACGACGGAAGUGGCAAGAUGGACGAGCUCUUCUAGCAAAUGGGUCAUCUUGGCCGUUCUCACGGCCAAUGCUCGCUUUCGUGAAGAUAGCCACAGGUUUAGAAUGA